Strongylus vulgaris is the source of this 612-nucleotide messenger RNA. NCBI's taxonomy places the organism in Eukaryota, Metazoa, Nematoda, Chromadorea, Rhabditida, Strongylidae. The record is from the annotation of a GenBank genome assembly.
AUGGGCCCAGAGCGUUUUGAGGAGUCGUUGCUGAAACGCAAGUACGAAGCUGCCGGAUUAGCACUGCAAGCUACGGUGCUUUCAAUGAACGAACAUGUUAUGGAAGUGAAGGCAAGCGUUUGUUCUCCAACCACCAAAGAAGAUGAUGUAGGGUACCUGAUGCGCAUCGUGCCACUCGGCGAGUUCAGUGAUGACCACAAAACGUUUCUGCGCUACAAGCUCAGCACUCAUUACAUAGCGCCGCAGUCAAUGCACGUUGCUAAUGUGAGCACUUUGCAAGAGGUUGUCGAUUUUGAUAGAAGUUGUGUCACUACCGCAUCGAUUCUUCUCUGUAAAACACGGCCACAACUGUUCGACUGCGGUCUGGAUAGGAGCAGACGUCGCAGAUGUGCGUGUGGACGUUUUCAGUUCACACUGGUAGAGUCGCUGCUGAAGACAACAGUAGUUGCUACCCGAAUAAAGUGUAUUCUGUAUAAAUCGGUAGACCGCGACACAUUUGAGUCAAUUAGGCGUGGAAACGAUAACAUCACCUAUCACGUCGAGCAAUUUUUUGCUAGACCUAAAAACUGGGUUACCGGCGACGAAGAAAAGGCUGGGACCAAAGGACGAUAA